AGUCUCUCUCGGCUGCCACUCCUCCCGGCCGCUCCCCCUCCCAACCCCUUUUUCCCUUUGCCCGCGGCUGGCAUUGGAGCAGCUGCCUGUUGUCGCGGCCGCCGCAGGGAUCGGGCGCCCGGAGGGAGACCACCCUCGGUUGCGGUGGUGAUCCCAAGACGUGUGGCAACCGGAACCUCUCUCUCUCCGCAGCUUCCCGUCCUUCAAAGAGAGACACCUUUUCUUUUCUUUUUUUACCCCCCCCCUUCCUUCCCCUUCCAAGGCCACCUCGCAGCUUCUGAGAGCUCUACGAUUUUAAGCCAAACGAAACUAAAGGCAAAACGACUUGGGGUUGGAAGGAGGCGGGGAGGGGGGGCUAGGGGCGGAGUGGGCAGAAACCCACCGAAAUGGAGGUAGCCACGGACCAGCCACGCUGGAUGGCCCAUCACGCCGUGCUCAACGGGCAGCACCCGGAGACUCAUCACCCGGGACUGGCUCACAACUAUAUGGAACCGGCGCAGCUCCUACCUCCGGACGAAGUGGACGUCUUUUUUAACCAUCUGGACUCCCAGGGCAACCCGUAUUACGCCAACUCGGCCCACGCGAGAGCCAGGGUUUCCUACAGCCAGGCACACGCCCGUCUGACCGGCGGCCAAAUGUGCCGGCCUCACUUGCUCCACAGCCCCGGCUUGCCUUGGCUGGACAGCGGCAAAGCGGCGCUCUCGGCGGCUCACCAUCACAACCCGUGGACGGUGAACCCUUUCACCAAGGGGCCCUUGCACCCUUCGGCGGCCGGCGCGCCGCCCGGCGCCAUCUCGGUCUACCCCGGAGGCAGCAGCUCCGCUUCGAGCGCCGCCUCGGCCUCCUCGCUCACGCCGGCCUCCCACUCCGGCUCGCAUCUCUUCGGCUUCCCGCCUACGCCGCCCAAGGAAGUCUCGCCGGACCCCAAUGCGGGAAGCAGCGCCGCCUCGCCGGCCUCCGCUUCGGCCGGCGGCGGCAGGCAAGAUGACAAGGAGCCCCUCAAGUACCAGGUGGCCCUGGCCGACGGCAUGAAGAUGGAGAGCGCCAGCCCGCUGCGCAGCAGCCUGGCCGCUUCCAUGGGCGCCCAGCCGUCCACGCACCACCCCAUCCCCACCUACCCUUCCUACGUGCCCGCCGCCCACGACUACGGCGGCAGCCUCUUCCACCCGGGCAGUUUCCUCGGGGGCCCCGCUUCUAGCUUCACCCCAAAGCAGAGGAGCAAAGCCAGGUCCUGCUCAGAAAGAAAUCCGGUUUCUUCGUGUUUCCAUUUAGAAGGCAGAGAGUGUGUCAACUGUGGAGCUACUGCUACCCCUCUCUGGAGAAGAGACGGUACCGGGCAUUACCUGUGUAACGCCUGCGGGCUAUACCACAAAAUGAACGGUCAAAACCGACCUCUCAUUAAACCUAAGCGGAGACUGUCAGCUGCUAGGAGAGCAGGAACCUGUUGUGCUAACUGCCAAACUACCACCACAACUUUAUGGCGACGUAAUGCCAAUGGGGAUCCAGUUUGUAAUGCCUGUGGACUGUAUUACAAAUUGCACAAUGUGAACAGGCCACUGACCAUGAAGAAGGAAGGGAUUCAGACCAGAAAUAGGAAAAUGUCCAACAAAUCCAAGAAGAGCAAGAAAGGCUCUGAAUGUUUUGAGGAACUGUCUAAAUGCAUGCAGGAGAAGUCCUCACCUUUCAGUGCUGCUGCCCUGGCUAGUCACAUGACACCAAUGGGCCACUUGCCACCCUUCAGCCACUCUGGACAUAUCCUCCCAACUCCUACCCCCAUUCACCCAUCUUCCAGCAUCUCAUUUGGGCAUCCACAUCCAUCCAGCAUGGUCACAGCUAUGGGAUAGAGUUUAAUGACUCUCACAGACUUCCAGAACUGGGCUUGGCCUAAGAGGACAGGAAGGAAAGACUUUGCCCAGGAAAGAAAAUAUAAGGAAGAAAGAAAGGAAAAGGGGAUCUUGUUCCAGUAGAAUUCAACUCCUAGUGCUAAAUGGAAACUUUGCAAUGAUGGGUCUUCUGCAGAAAUGCUUAAUGGUGCCUGUUAUGCACUUUGCUCCCUCAGGUAAAAGGAGAAAGAGGAACUCAUCUGUUUGAUACGAUACCUGCUUGUCCCAGUGGAAAGGAAGGGUGGCCAAAGUAGUGAAAGAAACUAGAGCCAGCUUUCCUUUCUCUUUGUUCAUUACUGUGAAUAUUGUAAAGCGAUUAACCAUCUCCUGAAGCAGAGGAAGUUCAGUAGUAGCCACCCUUGCUGGAUUUCUACCAUGGAUUGUGUUUUGUGGGGAGGAAAAAUGGACAACUUUAUUAAAAAAAAUCUACUUUUUAAGGAACCAGUCACAUAAAAAAAAAAUUAUUUAUUUUGCUCUUGUGCUCCAGAAAGAGCUUCAAAACUCUUGCAUGAAAUUAUGGAUUUUUUAUUUUAUUUUUAUUUUGUUUAAAGAAACAUGCAACCUAGUAGAAAACAGUUUUUCUAAUUAUUAUUUUUAUUGCUUAAUGGCCACAUUUUUGUUUCUCUUCAUUGCUGUUAGAUUUUUUUUUUGGAAAGAAAUCUACUAGAAAGGGGAUGUGUGUGAGAGAGGGAAGCGGUUGGCUUUAUCAUUGGUUACAAAUAGCCUCAGGCAUGGAUUAUUCAGACAUAAUUUUUGCAGUCUCUUUCUCAGUGUGAAUAUCUUGAUGUAAAAGUGUGGCAUUCUACAAGAGAGCAGAUACACUGGACAACUGGCUGAAAGGUUUUCCAUAGGGAACACUCUUGUUGUGCCUGGAGAGUAAAAUAAAGGGAAUUCCCACCUCAAACCAUUUGCCUGUCCUAAAGGCCACCUCUUUCCUCUCUGGAUUGCAAGUCAGCAUAGAUAUCAGGUAGCUUCUCAUAAUUUAUUUCAUUGCCUUAGCCCAGACUUCCCCAGUUUGGCAUCCUCUCCCCAGUUAGGCUACAGUUACUGUCUCCUCAAUCAGUAUGAUUCAUGACUAUUCCAUUAGAAAGCAAGGAUGUCCCAAGACAUCUCACUGCCAAAGGCUGAGAAGAGAUUACCCUCCUCCCUAUUUAAUGCAGAGGAGCUAAAUGAAUCAGUAGGUGGGCCUUAACAAUAAUGUGGUGCUCCUUUCAUGGCUCAGUCUGCUGGGUUGAAAAUCUUGCAUUAGAACCCACAAUUUCUUUUCCGAGGCAUUUCUCCCAUUCAGGUUUAUGACGAUUCCCUGUAUUAUGCAAAAACAGAUUGACAUGGUAGUGAACUAUCUUACACAGACCAGACAAACCCAUGCUGGCCAUUGCAGCAGCUAUAUUCUGCAGCAGCUGUCUUCUGCUGCUUUCCCUUUUUCUUCUGUAAGAUUGUUUAACAAGGGGUGCCAAGUACUGAACCUUUGAAACCUUUGACAAACAAAAUAUCUAUGCUGCUAGGUAACCAUCGCCCUUUCUUUAGGACAAUGUUUCUUAACCUUUAAACACAUCUUUAAGGUUUGUAGACCAACUCCCAGAAGUUGGUUUGUAGACCAACUCCCAGAAUUCCCCAGCCAACUUGCUGGCUGGGGAAUUUUGGGAGUUAAAGCCCAUAUAUAUUAAAGUGCCAAAGUUGAGAAACAUUGCUCUAGAGGACUAUAUUCUUAGAUUUAAGAUAUAAUUUCAGUUCAUGGCAGAAGGGAAACCCUUUUAAGAGAUCAGCCUGAAAAGAACCCUCAUGGUGGUUCAGUUUAAUCUGUUUUCUUAAGAAAUUUGCCCAAGACACAUAAACAUAGAGUUCAUCUCAUACUAUCUUAUUAACACUUUGGCCAAGCAGAAAUGGAAUUUGCCAGCUGUAAGCACAGAUGUUGUGACAAAUGCUCUGCUUGACUAGAGGUGGAAAGCAAAUAAGAAAAUGAAGAUCUGCAAGGCAGGAGGGAAAAAAAAGAUAUUUUCAACUCUUCUGAUAGAUCAGAUAUAGCAACAUCAAAGGAAAGUGAUCUGCUCAUGGGGAAAAUGUGGUAUAUGGUUUCCUAUAGCAUACAUAUAUAUAUAUAUGUAGAUAGAUAGAUUUGUUUUUAAAGAAAAUCACAAGUGUUCAGAAACAAAGUUGUCUCCCAUUCUGAAACCAUACUGUACGUAAACAGCUGAAGAAUAAAACUCUUGCCAGUGUGAAAUGUAUUCUAUUGAUUGUUAUGAUCUGAUGACUUUCAUGAUCACAAGGUCCAAUAUAACAUAUGAUGUACAUAUGUAGCUAUAUUUCUGAUGAAAAAAAAAUGACCCCAAUUAACAGAGGGGAUUGAUAAUGUAAAUCGCAUAAAGCUAACUCUGUGGCAAGUUUUUAAAUGUAUUUUUUUUCCAUUUUUUUUUCAAGUCAAGCCCAACUUGUAUCUUUAACUGCAAAAGUCUGCUUAAAACAAAAAUCCAGGUGUACAUUGUUUUUGCUUUCUCCUAAAUCUGUAAUUCAGUUUUUGGUACAAAGGACCAAGCAUUCCGAGCAAAUGCCUUUUCUGACUGUUUUGGUUUCUGUAGGCAUAAUGUAGUUGCACUUUGUGAAGAAAUAGAAAUGACAGAAUACCCACCACCACCACAAAAAAGCCCCCUCAAGAAACCCCCCAGACCAAAACUGAAAGAAAUUCCACCUGGGAUAAAUAUUAAUUUCUGUUAGCCAAGAUGGAAAUUAUUUACUCCUUUUCCUUGAUUUGGGUGCAUGUGUGUGUGUGUAUGUGAGGAAAGGGGAUUUUUAACAUAUAUGGUACAGUUAUCCACCUUUUGUAGUAACCAAAUUCCGUGAGGGUCAGAAGUGGGUGGGAAUGGCUGGGUGAGAGAAUGAGGAAGAUAAUAAUGCUAGGAAACAAAUCCACCCAGUACCACUGCUGCCCUCUCAAAAGCGAGGCCUACUCAUGCCCUCCUUUUAGGAAGACUGAGGCUGCACAUCACAAAUGCUUGCUGGACCAAGUCCAAGGUUGACAAAGUGCAAUAGAUUGUCAGUCACUGCAGCAUAAAAGUACCACAGUCAGGAUUUAAAUUAUUUUGUACUUAAUAUCAGCAUAAAGAUUUGGCAGUAUUUUCUGGUCUUUUUUUAAAAAAAUUGGCUUAAUUUUUGGAUUAGUGAACUAAGUUAUUGUUAAUUAUGUACAACAUGUUUAUAUAUUGUCUGUAAAAAAAUGUAUGCAUCCCUCAUAUUCCUUCAAGGUGAAUACUGCUAAGAAUAAUAAUAAUAAUAAUAAUAAAAAAGAUUACCCCC
Messenger RNA from Pantherophis guttatus, 5174 nucleotides. RefSeq names its product GATA binding protein 2 (gene GATA2). Gene Ontology annotation, molecular function: zinc ion binding; RNA polymerase II cis-regulatory region sequence-specific DNA binding; DNA-binding transcription factor activity, RNA polymerase II-specific. Gene Ontology annotation, biological process: negative regulation of transcription by RNA polymerase II; positive regulation of angiogenesis; cell fate commitment. NCBI's taxonomy places the organism in Eukaryota, Metazoa, Chordata, Lepidosauria, Squamata, Colubridae. Gene Ontology annotation, cellular component: nucleus. The record is from RefSeq and is a predicted model, not a curated record.